Messenger RNA from Cylindrotheca closterium, 1107 nucleotides. NCBI's taxonomy places the organism in Eukaryota, Bacillariophyta, Bacillariophyceae, Bacillariales, Bacillariaceae. The record is from the annotation of a GenBank genome assembly.
AUGGACAGUGGAAGUCGAAUACAAACGAACCAAGAGGGCGGCUAUGGCUUGUAUCAAGUUCAAUGGGAUCUAGAUCCUCCACAACAAGCGCUGUAUCAACCGACGGAUGAGUCGCCCACUCUCUACUUUCUUUCAUCUCCCGAUUAUCCAAUGCAGCAACAACGCCAACAACAACAACACCGACACCAACAUUUACGACAAUCUACGCCCAGAAUGACAACCGAGUACGAAGUGGCAUCCAAUCCUGGCGAUGCCGUAUUUAGCUACACAAUGUUUCUAGCAGGCUGUUUGGCCACUUUUCUUUUGUAUUUGCUGUUGCCCAAAGGCUUUCGCAAACAAUACUUUCAAGCCAAACGAAAACGCUACGCUCGGAGUGACGACAGGGAUAUGCCCGCAGCCGGUUAUUGGUUGCCGGUCAAGCGACAGCAGCAGCAGCAACAACAACAGCCUACUUCUGCGGAAAGCUCGAGGGGAUCGCGCAGUCCUGCUCGUAGUCAUCAAUUAGCACAUCCUGUCACUCCCGAACGCACGCCCCGCAAGAAUAACGACGUUCCUCCGAGUCCAGAGCAUCCCGCACUCCACACACUUCCACCCAACAAAAUUAUUGCCGAAACCAUGGCUCGAUUGCAAAAUAGAGGAAUUCGAUUGGUAGCUCAUGGAGUUCAUUGCAAUCCCAAGCGCGUUUGGAUCAAACUCGAUGACGAAUCCACCAGUGUUACCUGGCAAACGGAAUUUCCGAGACGAGUGCCCAAUCAAUCGGGAAAAGUUAGCAUCGUGCUCAUGCGUGGGUCCUUGCACCGGAUUGCACUUUGCAAUGUACUGUACAUUGAUGUGGGCAAGAAAACAAAUGCCCUUCAAAAACUACCCGAAUCGGUUCCUGCGCCAUGCUGCUUUUCACUCUUGACGCAAAAUGGCAGUUUGGAUUUGCAAGCCAAUAGCAAAUUGGAACGGGAUGCUUUGGUCAGCUGCUUUAGUAUGAUACUGGAUGAUGUCCACACAGAAGAUUGGAGAGCCAUUUACGAGGCUACUCCAGAGCCAUCCUUGGUCAAUUCGGGUGCUGGUGACGAGGGACCUACGGGCAAGGGGACCAUGGUGAUGAAUCUAUAG